AUGGAUUUACGACGGUCAAAGGGUGGGUUUCAGCUGGAGGUCGCCGAAGAUGGAAGAAACAGAGCCACCGAUUGUUACGCUGCUCCUGCUGAUGGAGGAAGGGGUAAGGGAUUCAGUGGCUCCCGCGGCACCGGAGGGAGAAUUGGAAGAGGGCAUCGUGGUGGUGGUGGUGGUGGGAGGAGAGGGGGAUACUAUGGUGGUGGACGUGGUGGUGGUGGUAGAGGAAGAGUGGACUGCUUCAAUUGUGUAGAGGAAGGUCACUUUGCCAGGGAUUGUCCCAACUGA
Molecule: messenger RNA, 285 nt
Organism: Spinacia oleracea (spinach)
Lineage: Eukaryota; Viridiplantae; Streptophyta; Magnoliopsida; Caryophyllales; Amaranthaceae
Product: cold shock protein 2-like
Exons: 1
Coding region: 1-285 (94 amino acids)
Molecular function (GO): nucleic acid binding; zinc ion binding
Source: RefSeq, a predicted model, not a curated record